This is a messenger RNA of Triticum urartu, 1346 nucleotides long. Lineage: Eukaryota; Viridiplantae; Streptophyta; Magnoliopsida; Poales; Poaceae. The record is from RefSeq and is a predicted model, not a curated record.
CGAAGAUGCGGCGGCUGUGGCAGAGGCAGCAGCUUCGGCGGCCAGAGCCAAACGGAGGCGAGAGCGACCACAUGACUCUGACGACCGGCAGGGCAUUCCUCCGGCAUUUAAUUUAGCUGAUGUGGAUCCUGAUCCUGGCACACGUAAGCAAAUUGAAGAGUAUGCAACUCCAGAAAUUAGAGAUGAAAUGAGAAGGGCAUAUUUGUCGAAAGGUGUUGGACGUUUGUAUGGUCAUGAUUUUCCUCGGACUCUUUUUGGGAAAGAUUGGCGGAACUUCAAAGAAGCAUGGUAUAAAGAUUAUGAUUGGCUAGAGUAUAGUAAAGAGACAAAAUCUGCCUAUUGUUUCCAUUGUUUUCUUUUCAAGCCUCCAAGCAUUGGUGACAAGUUUGGCCAUGAUGUCUUCACUAAGAAAGGGUUCAAAAAUUGGAAGAAGGCAGUGGAAAUAUUCAAUGCUCAUGUAGGUGGACCAAACAGCGCUCACAACAAUGCUAGAAGACGGUGUGAAGAUUUCAAAAACCAAAAGCAAAGUGUGUCAUAUGCAAUGACUUCUCAUACUGAGAAAUCACAUAUUGAAUAUGAAGAGCGUUUGAGGGCUGUUGUAGGUGUGGUAAGGUUUCUUGUCUCUCAAGGCCUAGCUUUUCGUGGGCACGAUGAGACUACCACUUCCAUGAACAAGGGUAAUUUCCUUGAGAUGUUGGAUUGGUAUGCAGAAAGGUGCAAAGAUGUAGCCGAUGUGGUCCAUAAAAAUGCUCCUGGCAAUCAUCAAUUGACUUGUCAUAAAAUCCAAAAACAAAUAGUACAAGCAUGUGCCGAAGUGACUACAAAAGUGAUAAUGACUGAGCUUGGUGAUAGUAAUUUCUCUCUACUUGUUGAUGAGUCUCGUGAUGUAUCGGUUAGAGAGCAAAUGGCUGUGAUUGUGAGGUAAGUGCCUUGUGUAAAAGAAAAGAUGCAUUGUUGCAGAAGCAUCAUGACAACCUGGUUUUACAGUUAGAGCAUGGGGAGAUUUUGUCAGGAAAAGGCGAGCAUCAAGAGACAAGUUUAGCAAGACCCGGUGAUACACGAUGGGGGUCACACCACAAGACUCUAAUCCGGAUAUAUCAAAUGUGGGAUUCCGUGGUUGAAGUGCUACAUGGUAUUUCUCUUGAUGGAGCAGAUGCUGAUGAUAGAGGUUUGGCUUCUGGCUUUAUGAUAAACAUGGAAACAUUUGAAUUUGUUCUUAUCUUGCAUUUGAUGCUUCGAGUGCUUGGUUUAACCAAUGAUUUGUCACAAGCAUUGCAACAAAAAGAUCAGAAUAUAGUCUGUGCUAUGAAUAUGAUUGUGUCAGUGAAAAGCCUAUUACAAAAGUU